Molecule: messenger RNA, 890 nt
Organism: Arabidopsis thaliana (thale cress)
Lineage: Eukaryota; Viridiplantae; Streptophyta; Magnoliopsida; Brassicales; Brassicaceae
Exons: 2
Coding region: 186-713 (175 amino acids)
Source: RefSeq, marked reviewed
CUUUUAUGAAUGGUUGUCUAUCUAGUCAACAGUAAAAAACCACCGUUGGAUCAUUAAUAAUCACAAAUGAUUUGAGAUAUAUUUAAUGCAUUGUCUUUUUUUUCUUCACUCUCCCACUACCUAAAAAGAAACUGCCUAAGACUAAGCUGAAGAAGAAGAAAGAAAGAAACAGAGAAGACAUAAAAAUGAGAGGAGACAAGGAAGAAGAGAAGGCGAAGCUUGCACUUGUGUUAGCUGCAAAGUCAAGAUCGUUGUUGUACACUUCAUCGCCUGCGAGUCCACGUGUGUUUGCUUCUCCGAUUCACACUCUUGCCUCUGUUCCGUUUUGUUGGGAAGACCAACCAGGCAAGCCCAAGCACCCUCUUCGUCCUCUUUCUUACCCCAAGUGUCUUGAUUUGCCACCUCGUUUGCUCCUUCCUGGUGAGUUCACGCAAAUGCCCUUGCCCGAGAGGAAACAUGGGCUCUUGAGGUUCUUGAGGAGGAAAGGGAGAGGGGAUGUUGUUGUGAGGGGUAAUUAUGUCUUUCUGUCGGAGAAUCAGAGAGCAGGAGAUAAUAUCAACGAGAACAACAUGAAGAUCAUGAAGUUUAACAGAUCAGGGAGUUACCAUGGUGGUGGUUCUGUUAAAGGAUCUCACUUUUGGGGAAGUUUAUGCAAGGGAUUGAAGCUAGCAAUGCCAUGGAAGAACAAGAAGAUGAGAAGUGGAAGUGUUUAAGCCUGUUUUCAAUAUGCAUUAUCUAUCUAUCUAUUGAGGGAUCAAGAUGAUGAAAAAGAGCUAUUAAGAGUGUAUGUAAGAUUAGCAAUUUUACUGUAAUUUAAUAUCUGUGUGAUAUGCAUAUAUAAUGUUGUUAAGACUCAUGAGCCAUGGCAAGAAAAGUUUCAAGCUUUUUUC